AACUCGUUUUAUGCUUUCAAUCAGUAAGAUUGAUACAAACUCUGUGGACCAGUUCGGGCACUCGUUGAACUUUAUAGAAAGAAGACGACGCUGUCGCGGAUGUAUUUUUUAUUCGCCGAUAUUCAUUCCAUGCUGAGUGAAGAGGUUCACUGGCUGACUUUCUUCGUGUUGCUAUUGUCGUAUGCUGCAGCGGACUCAGGUUUUCCAAUGCCUCAGCUAGUAGCAGUAAUAGUGCUAGUUGGACUUACUCGGGCAGGAAUAGUCUCCUCAUCGGCUGCCACUGUGUCCGGUGCGAAUCCUGCGAUAUGGGAGGGUCCUACUGUCCUAACAAUGGACAGUGCUGGUCCCAUCCCAUAAGACUUCUUGGGUUCGAAGUUAUGCCGAUGUGGCCAAUACCAUUGGGCACAGCGUAGGAGCUGGCG
This is a messenger RNA of Aspergillus saccharolyticus JOP 1030-1, 422 nucleotides long. RefSeq lists its product as uncharacterized. NCBI's taxonomy places the organism in Eukaryota, Fungi, Ascomycota, Eurotiomycetes, Eurotiales, Aspergillaceae. The record is from RefSeq and is a predicted model, not a curated record. Bases 100 to 357 code for a protein of 85 amino acids. The transcript has a single exon.